Messenger RNA from Myotis myotis, 2065 nucleotides. RefSeq names its product chromatin modification-related protein MEAF6-like. Lineage: Eukaryota; Metazoa; Chordata; Mammalia; Chiroptera; Vespertilionidae. The record is from RefSeq and is a predicted model, not a curated record. Gene Ontology annotation, cellular component: NuA4 histone acetyltransferase complex. Bases 9 to 359 code for a protein of 116 amino acids. The transcript has a single exon.
GGCCCAACAUGGCGAUGCACAACAAGGCAGCGCCACCGCAGAUCCCGGACACCCGGCGGGAGCUGGCGGAGCUCGUGAAGCGGAAGCAGGAGCUGGCGGAAACGCUGGCAAACUUGGAGAGACAGAUCUAUGCUUUCGAAGGAAGCUACCUAGAAGACACCCAGAUGAAUGGCAAUAUCAUUCGUGGCUGGGAUAGGUAUCUGACCAACCAAAAAAACUCCAAUAGCAAAAACGAUCGAAGGAACCGGAAGUUUAAGGAAGCUGAGCGGCUCUUCAGUAAAUCUUCAGUUACGUCAGCAGCUGCAGUAAGUGCAUUGGCAGGAGUUCAGGACCAGCUCAUUGAAAAGAGAUUGAUCUGAAGUUAAACAAAAAACCACGAGCUGACUAUUAGAAGACGCAUUAAUGCAGCAGCUUCCAGGCUGUAGAGCCCUGCUUCCCUCCUCCGGCCUCACAAAGAUAAACAUCCCUUGCCUGAGAGGUGGCCAUCCACCUCUGCUUUCCCAGACCUGGUGCCUGUGACUCUGAGUCGCUUGUUCUGAAAUGUGGUGACAAGUCAUUUCUGUAAGACCACAUCGGAUCAUUUACUUUGUGUCAUUCUUAGUAACAGAACUGCAGGAAGACCAAGACCUGGUUGUAAUCCCAGCAAGUUGCUAACUGAAUCCCUUCUUGGAACGAAUAUCUCUCCCUAACCUGGCCGGCACCAGCUUCAUCUGUGAGAGCCACUGAGAAAUGGCCUGUGCUUUUAUUUUACGCUGAAAGUAGAGCACUGAUCACAUUUCAUGGGAGGCUGUAAAUACCUGUCAUUUUCUUAUUUUGUUUGUGUUUCAUUAUUUUUCUAUUGUUGUUUUUACCAUCUUAUUUCUUUUGGGGCUUUUUGUAAUGACUUUGUACAGCUCAUACCUUCCGGCUGGCAUAUCUAAUAAUCUGUUUCACGGAGUUGCCAAUGUUCUUAAACUGAAAGUGACCUGGUUUACCAUAAACAAAAUGGGGAACUUGGCUCUUCGGUUUUUCACAGGGGAAAGUUAAAGAGUGUUUAUUUAAUAAUUACUUAUCUUAACUCUUUCUGAGUUGGGAGUAGUUUCAUGUUCAAGGAAUAGGAAAAGCUGAAAAACAUAAGUUUAAAUCAGUCCUUUUAAAAAUAUUUUUAUUCUUUUUGUAUAAAUAAAAAUCCACAGGAUUUGACUUCUCAUGCUUUACUUUUAAACUUGAGAUUUUUUUUCACUUAUUUAUUCAUAUCAUGCCUUAUGGAAAUUUCUUUUUCCACCUUUUCUCUCUUUGCUGGUAUUUGUCUGAUUAAAUAGUGCUUGAAAAAUCACUAAGGCAUAUGAAAAGGCUCAAAAUUGUACUCAAAGCUGAUACCACACAGAGUUCUUGAGCAGAGUGAGAGAUAGGAUCAACAAAAGCCAGUAUCGCCCAACAGAUCCCCCUUCUCAGGGGGGUGAUGAGCCCAGGAACUUGCUGAUCAUCGUUACUGGUCGUUGUUGCCCGUGGAGCAGUUGUGAUCUACCUUGGCUGCACAUUGGAAUCACCUGGGAAGCUUAAAAAAAUACUCAUUCCUGGGUCUCACCCCAGAGAUUCUGGGCCAGGGUACAGUCUGGAAUGGGGAUCUCUCUUCUGAGAGUCCCUGGGUUCUGAUAGGAAGCCAAUUAAGAACCACUGUGUUAGACGGGAUGAUGCGACUUAAAUCCUGUGUUGUGAAUCAGUCUAAGCAGGGAUGAGACUUGGGGGCCUCCCCUUCCCUUGGACUGUAUUUAGUCAUAGUCCUUUACUUAUGCCUAUAUCUUUGUUAGAAAAAAUAUGUUCCAUUUGUGAUCAUAUUGGUAGAGCUGAAUGUGGGUGAUGCUGAUUAUCAGAACAAUUCUACUUUGUCGGAUGUACAAAAGCUUUCACUCUUGUUCUCAAUAAACCUUUCUUUCCUUUUUUUUUUUUUUUUUUUUUGACCCUGUGGCUAUUUAGAUGUCUUUGGCUAUGUCUUUGGUAGCAGAACUCUAAUGUCAGGGUAUUUAAGGAAAUAGUUUCUUAUAUGUAGAUUGUUCCUUUAAAAAAAAAAAAGAAAAACUAAAAA